UCAGUAUAAACAAAGGAAUCCAGCAGCUACGGUUCAGCUGAAUGGGGUCUUGUUCAUUUACUGAGGAACGCAAUACAUGCCCUUUUCCUUUUCAAGAUGAAGGCUUGACCUUGAAAAACUACUUUGAGAAAGAAACAACCAAAACAUGCCUGCAUCUUCACUGUGUUAUAUUCACUGUGCACCCUGUGCAUGUUACCAAGAAUUUGAGAAAUAGUUUGUCUCCUCCUAUUGUUGUUCCAGCAUUAAUUCCAGAGUGAGCAUAUUAUAAGCAUACGCAUGGAAUACUUUUAAUAUAUCUUUUUCAUAUGAGAUGAGAAACUGAUUUGAAGCUAUUUUUUUCCUCAUCUUCAACUCAUGAAAUAUGAUCUGUUAAACCAAUGGCAACUGAGCUUUCAUCCAAGUGUGAGUGCCCUAGCUGUGUGGAAGGUAGUCAGAGUGAGUCUGAUUGGAAUUACUCUUCCAGAAAGAGAAGGGAUGGUGCUUCAUACUCAAGGUUAAGUAAGAAAUCCACACUUUCUCCCAUCAUGCAACGCUUCCUUUCUCAGUGUUGUUCUAACGAGCUGGAGAGCACUAACAAGGAAGACUUCACAUUUCUCACUUCAGAGGAGGAGAGUUCUGUGGACUUCUCUCAAACACAAAACCUCAGCCAGACAUCAAAGAAGACCAGACCAUUGAGAGAGCUGACUAUCCAAGAACUACUGAGCAAGUUUGGAGACAAUGAGAGGCUUCCACCCCACUCUGUGUCCUUGAGCCAUUUUAGAGACCAUGUGGUUGUGAGGUUUAGAAGAGCUCUGUACUAUUCUGGGAUCUGGGUAAAACACGUCCAGGGCUCUGGACUGAAAAGGUUUUUCUCAGCUCAUUAUUUUAAAAGAAAUCCGAGUAGCCUGCACCGGCUGAUUCCCUGGCUGAAACGAGAACUCACAGCUAUCUGUGGAGACUAUGGCUACACAGUGAGGAACAUCCUGACCGCCAUUCUCCAUCACAUGACACAAUUUAACCUGAACAGUGAAGCUUUCACUCACCUACUGGAGCCUUAUCUCUUCCAAUACACCCAGCACUUUCUGCAUGAGUUUAUCAGUUUCGUUGAUUCAUCUUACAACAUGGAGACCUAUGACCGCAAUGCCAUCUAUCAGUGUCCUGUUUCAAGGUGGAUGAAAAAGAAGAGCACUGUUUCAGCUCCAGCCUUUUCUUUCCCACAGGAUCUCUACGUCAUGAAAUCACAACAAGGCAUAAAGCAGUCCAAGAAAACCUGGAAUAAGACUGGGCAGAGCUCGGACUCUGGCUUGAAACAGUUUCCUAUGGGUCAUUCCUUAAAAAAUCCCCAAAUCUCAACAACCCAGCAGAAACCAGCAAAGAAACGCCAUGUUUGGACCAAAGAUGACUGGGGAUCAGAUGAUUUCAGAGACGUGGUUUGUACUACUAAUUCACUGAAUUGGGCUCAUUUCAGGGCAAACGGGCCAGACAAAGAGUAUUAUAGAAAUGAUAACCAAGAGAAAAAGUCAGAAGGCACAAAACUGCUUCCUGGCCAUGUCCAGGAUCUAAAGAGGCAUGAAACAAGUCCAUACACCUUUAGAGCAUUGGUGUAUUCUAAUCAGGCACUCCCCAAAAAGUACACUAUAAGGGAAACAAAUGUUUUGAAUCCUGGCCAACAGGUACAUUAUCAGAAAAAAGAAACGGAAAAAAAGAAACUUGAAGAAUCUUCACUAAAGGCUUUUCAAAGAUUGCCCAAGGAAAGAACCUUGAUAAAAAGUAAAUCCAGAGAAAGUAAUCAUUCUUGUCAUUGUGUCUCAGAAAGUAGCACUUCUCCUACCAGAAACGAUAAGAUGCUGACUUCUACGAGUAACAAGACGGUAAGGUGCAGUCAGUCCUCCCAAUGUGUAGAAGUUGGUUCACACCAUAGUAGAAGAACCCAAAGACAAUACAGUCCCAGGACACCCAGAUCCAAAUCCUGGUGUGUCAGAAUUAGAAAGCAAUCCAUGAGCAGAGGUCAGAGUAAUCUCUCUCUGAGAGAAAGUCACAGAAGCAAGCACUGUGCACUGUCAAAAGGAAGUGCUCAUGGCUGCGAAUCAACCUACAGGGUGACAUCUUUGAGCCCAGUCCACCAUGACCAGGUUUGUUUAACAGCUGAAACUAGACGCAAAUAUGCAUCCACAGGUGAAGGUGGAUCGCAAACUAGAGGGCACUGUGACAGUCUCUCAUGGCUAAAGACUGAGAAAUGUCACUCUCCAAGUAAGCAUGGUGUGACAGGGAAUCACCCAGUUGGUAGAGUUAGGAGAAUCAGAACACGUAGGCACAAAAAACCCAAAUACCAGUGUGUGGGUACACAAACCACAGCAGAGGUCAGGGAUGAUUUGGAGGAUCUCAAGGAUAAAGGCCAAAAAGUCUUUUUGAAUUGUUAUUCUGAAUGUGUGACUUCCUGCAGAAGGUAAAUUAGAAAAAGAAAGGAAUUCAUGACUUCAGAACCUUCUAGCCAAGAAUGAAUCUAAAAUAGGUAUCAUCAGAAGCGUAAAGAUCUAAGUGGUUUUGAAAGGCAAAUUAGUCUACUUAGCCACCAAGGCUUAGUGAAAGUACGGAUUUAAUCUGAAAUAUAUGAAAAUAUUUAUCAUAGCACUUUGUAACUAGAACAAAAUAUCUGAUGAUUAAAUUCAAAGCUCUUUUUGGGCACAAAUAUACAUUAUUAAAUUAUUCAUUUAUGUAAA
This is a messenger RNA of Mus pahari (shrew mouse), 2699 nucleotides long. Its product is annotated as E3 ubiquitin-protein ligase Topors-like. Gene Ontology annotation, biological process: protein monoubiquitination; protein polyubiquitination. Lineage: Eukaryota; Metazoa; Chordata; Mammalia; Rodentia; Muridae. Gene Ontology annotation, molecular function: ubiquitin protein ligase activity. Bases 378 to 2429 code for a protein of 683 amino acids. The transcript has 2 exons. The record is from RefSeq and is a predicted model, not a curated record.